Cyphellophora attinorum is the source of this 1104-nucleotide messenger RNA. Its product is annotated as tRNA acetyltransferase TAN1. Gene Ontology annotation, biological process: tRNA modification. Gene Ontology annotation, molecular function: RNA binding. The record is from RefSeq and is a predicted model, not a curated record. The transcript has a single exon. The coding region runs from base 1 to 1104 and encodes 367 amino acids. NCBI's taxonomy places the organism in Eukaryota, Fungi, Ascomycota, Eurotiomycetes, Chaetothyriales, Cyphellophoraceae.
AUGGCAGAUCAAGAUACACGAUCAAGCAAGCGGCAGAAGUUUAACGGCGGGUCUGCGGCUGGCAACAAGUCGAAAUAUCGCUCUCAGGCCGCUGCCAAUGGCAGGAAUGCCAGCGGCAGGAAAAAUUACGGGGCGAGUCUGAGUGCCUCUGGCUUGAUUAGUGGUGAUGUGGGUAUCUUUGUGACGUGUGACAAGGGGAAGGAGAAGUCGGCUUUGAGGGAGAUGGCGGAUAUGCUCACCGAGGAGAUGGAUCUUGAUCAAGAAGACGACGGACCUAGCGAGUCAACGCCUCAAGCUGAUCUGGCGGAGAAUGGCGAUGCAAGUCUCAUUAACCAGAACCCAGCUUCUCCAGAAGGAAUCGAGGACGAGAUCAAACGCGAGCUUGCAGAAUUGGUUGAGAACGACAUUGUUGAUGGUUCGAAGAAGCGGAAGCGCACUCGUGCCGACGACAAUCGCAACAACGACGCGACUGAGGACCGUGACUGCAAAAAGCCGCGACUCGAACUUGUCACUCUCGACAUACCUUGCGUGACAUUUAUCCGCUUCCCGACUUCCACGAGCAGAGUAUACGACCCAGUUGACAUCGUCACGAAGAUCUGCAAAGACGCCAAAGCCGACCCGAGCCACCAGCGCAGUCGAUUCGUGAAGCGCUUGACGCCGCUGAGCAAGGUGCGCAAGGUCAUGAGUGGUGGCGUUGAGGAACUUUGUGGGGAGAUUCUGCCGGCUGUCUUCGGCGCAGGAGAUGGUGCGGAGGAAGGCAGUGAGGACGGAUCAGGGUAUAAGUACGCCAUACGUGUCACGGUACGGAAUAACGACAAAGUCAAGAAAGACGAUAUCAUCAAGACUGUGGCGGAGGAGGUGCGGAGGCUGGGGCAGACAGAUAGUGAGGAGGUUGUAAGCAGGCAUAGGGUUGACCUAAAGGGCUAUGAUAAGUUGGUGUUGGUGGAGGUAUAUCGCAACGUGGUUGGGAUGGCGGUUGUGGAUGGGGAAGGGGACAGGGGAUUGAGACGGUUCAAUUUGGCAGAGAUCUAUGCUGAUGGGCGGCGGGAGGAAGAGGCGGCUACCGCACCGCAAACUGCCAAGGAGGCACCCGAGACAAUCUGA